Episyrphus balteatus (marmalade hoverfly) is the source of this 5808-nucleotide messenger RNA. RefSeq names its product serine/threonine-protein kinase mig-15 (gene msn). The transcript is spliced from 18 exons. The coding region runs from base 1195 to 5463 and encodes 1422 amino acids. The record is from RefSeq and is a predicted model, not a curated record. Gene Ontology annotation, biological process: protein phosphorylation. NCBI's taxonomy places the organism in Eukaryota, Metazoa, Arthropoda, Insecta, Diptera, Syrphidae. Gene Ontology annotation, molecular function: protein kinase activity; ATP binding.
ACAAAAAUCCCACUCAGAGAGUAGGGUGCGUCAGCCUUUCUGAAAAUAAUGUAUCGUCGUCGUCUUCGUGCACUUUACACCAAGUAAUCGUCGCCGCUGUCGCUAAUUUUAUUUCGCCGCCGUCACUCACAUCUCUAUUCUCUAUCUACCUACAUUUUUGCAAUAAAAAAAAACCAACUGAGUUAAUAAUUAUUUUAUUAUUAACUCAAAAUAUACAUUUUCAACUCAAAUAUAAACUAAUUCAAGAUAAAAUAUCUCAAAAAAGAAAACAGUUUUUCUCAUCGAAAAGAAAGAAAAACCAGAACAAAAUCCGGAAUCAAAAAAAAAGAAAACGAAAAACGACAGAGAAAGAAAAGAAUAAAGAAUAUCAGCAACAAAGUGAAACCCCCGAAACAGAGUGAGAAGAAGAAGAAGGAAAAGGAAUGAAGUAAAAACGCAAAGUGAAGCAAUAUUAGCUCCACACAGUGUGUUUUGUGAGUUUGUGUCGUUGUGGUGUGAAAGGAAAAAAGUCGGGCGUGGAUAAAAAAGAAAUUUUUUUUUACUCAAAAAAAAAAAAUUCUCUUCUCUUGUCGACGGCGAAUUAAUUUAUAAUUUUUUCAAAUAAAGUUUAUUAAUCUCUUAGCCGCAUUAUAUUGUUUUAUUCAUUGUUUUUUUGUUCUCUAAAAAAUCCCCCACAUCUCCGGGCGGCGAAUUCACAAAAAAAAAAAGGAAAUCGAAAUCUCCAUCGCGAGACGUCGAGUCAAAAAAAAAAUAUAUAAAAAUUCCCUAAAAAAAGGAAGAAAAAUAUCGAAGCAAUUGAAGUGCAAAAAAUGUACCACUCCUGUAAUUUCGCUCGUGAAAAUGUGAAAGAAAAAAACUCAAUUUUUUGCUAUUUGCGGCGAAAAUAAAUGAGAAUUUUUUUUAAAUAAUUUUCUGUAAUUCCGUGUGCUUUUUUCAUAGAAUCUUUGUCUAAAAAGGAAUUUCUUAUGAAUAAUUUAUAGAAAAAAAAGAAGUUUUAAAAAAUAAAAUAGAAUAAGAAUCGUAAAGAGGAAUUUUAUACAUAUACACGACGAGUUGAGUUUUUAGAGAAAGGAAGAGAGAGAAGAGUGGUGACAGUAAAAAGGGCAUAAAUAGAGAGAGGAGGCCGCUAAAACAUUAAAAUUGAAGUUGAGAAGAACAAACACAAAAGCAAAAAGCAGAAAAUAAUAAAUCAAAAUGGCGCACCAACUGGCCCCAUCCGUGAAUUGCUCGUUAGACGAUAUCGAUUUGAAUGCUUUAAAGGAUCCUGCUGGAAUAUUUGAGCUAAUCGAAGUCGUUGGUAAUGGAACCUAUGGCCAAGUGUACAAGGGACGACACACAAAAACUGGACAAUUGGCUGCCAUUAAAGUAAUGGACGUUACCGAAGAUGAAGAAGAAGAAAUCAAGCUAGAAAUUAACGUGCUUAAAAAAUACUCAAAUCAUCGUAACAUUGCCACAUACUAUGGUGCAUUCAUAAAGAAAUCUCCUCCAGGAAAAGAUGAUCAACUAUGGUUGGUUAUGGAGUAUUGUGGUGCCGGUUCUGUAACUGAUUUGGUAAAAUCAACAAAAGGACAGAGUCUCAAAGAAGAAUGGAUUGCGUAUAUAUGUCGUGAAAUAUUACGCGGUCUUAGUUAUUUGCAUUCGAAUAAAGUUAUUCAUCGUGACAUUAAGGGUCAAAAUGUACUCCUUACAGAUAAUGCUGAAGUCAAAUUGGUUGAUUUUGGUGUAUCAGCUCAGUUAGAUCGAACGAUAGGCAGAAGAAAUACAUUUAUUGGUACUCCUUAUUGGAUGGCUCCUGAGGUUAUUGCAUGCGAUGAAAAUCCAGAAGCAACUUAUGACAACCGAUCAGAUCUCUGGUCAUUGGGUAUUACGGCAUUGGAAAUGGCCGAAUCACAACCACCACUUUGUGACUUGCAUCCAAUGAGGGCUUUGUUCUUGAUUCCACGCAAUUCACCACCAAGACUUAAAUCUAAAAAAUGGUCUAAAAAAUUUCAUGGAUUUAUCGACACGGUUCUUGUGAAAGACUAUCAUCAGAGGCCUUACACAGAUCAGUUAUUAAAGCAUGCAUUCAUUAAAGAUCAACCUACUGAUCGACAAGUGCGAAUACAACUCAAAGAUCACAUUGAUCGUUGUAAGAAACGAAAGCAAGAGAAAGAACGCGAAGACUAUCCUUACUCUGGUUCGGAUAAUGACGAGGAAGAACCCCAGAUUGCCGGUGAGCCAAGUUCCAUUAUCCAAGCGCCAGGUGGAGACACUCUGCGUCGUAACUUCCAACAAAUCCAAGAAGGACGAGUGGGUGCAAAUGAAGUUCAGCCACAGCCGCAGGCUAAUAGAAAUCAAAAACCGCAAUCUCGUGAUCAACGUCAGCAGAUUGAAGAGCCAGGUCCACCUUCGCGACCGGCAUUGCCACAACGUUUGAUAGUCGUUCCAGAUCCCCCACAACAUGCCAAUCGUCCCCUGCCGCCGACUCCCAAAGGUUCCGGCUCUUCACCACAAUCCCAACAGCAGACACCCCAGCAACAGCAGCGCAAUUCUCAAAAUAUAUUCAAGCCAAUGCUUCCACCGAGGAGACCUGAGGAUUUGGACAUGUUAGCUGCACAAUUAAAUGAAUUGGGCGUCUCUCAACAGUCACAGCAAAUGGUCUCCGCUGGACAACAACAGGCUCAACCCGAAGCACCGCCAAGAAAUAAUCGUCAAUCGUCGGCUUCCGUGACAUCAUCAUCAUCUGCAUCGGCACAACAACAACAACAACAAUUGAAACCGGCACCAGCUCCUCCAGUUGUGAAUAAUCAUCAUGUGCCGGUGAAUCCAUUAGAUCCGAUUGAUGACAGUGAUUCGGAUAGUGAGCCAGAGGAACCGAAUGAACGUGGCCGCAACGAUGGUACAUUGCUUGCAAGUGAUCCACCUAAACCACUACCCGGCCUUGGACCAGUCUCAGAGGAUACAACCAGUCCCCCGGCUUCUCAUGGUAUUGGAGGUCCACCCAAUCGCCCACUGCCCCCAACACCCGAUGACGAUGAUCAAGCUGGUGAUCGAACUCUAAUCAUGAAAAGGAAACUAGAAAAUCAAAAACAAAAGCCAGCCAACACCGCCGCAACACAAGGUCAAGCUACCGGAAGAAAUGAAGCCGAAGAAUCAGUGCUCCUUCGUGACUGGGACAUCGAAAAAUUCUUUCCAAAUCGUGGUGCAAGUUUAAAUCGUUCGAAUACAAGUACAUUAAAAUCUGAUCAAAAGAUGGUAAUGCAUCGUAGUAGCAUCUCAGAAGUGCCUAAUAAUGCAGCAGCAGCUAGAAAAGCUGCAGCUAUAUCAGCUCCAUUAACCAGUAUUUCAACCUCUGCAAUCUCUGUUGUAACGUCUUCCUCUUCAUCUUCAUCACCUGCUCAAAGAAAACUAUCACAACCAAUGCCAAAUAGAUCAAACACAUCAUCAUCAACAACAACUAACAGUGCCUUAACAAAUACACCAAAAAAUAGUAACAAUAGUGCCGUAAAUAACAAUAAAAAUCACAAAAGACAAGAGUCUGAUUCCAAAUUGCCAAUGAAUUUCGUCCGAGGCUUCCGCAGAGAGAAUUCUGAUUUCUUUCCACUCACAAAACGUCAUUCGGCUGUUCUUGGUGAAAGAAUGGCAAAUAAUGGCAGUGGUGGUGGAAUUGCACCAAUAAAUAAUAUAAACAGUAAUACUCCAUUACAACAACGUGCCAGUGCGUUAUUCCAACGCAGUACGAAUAUGUUUAGUAAGAGUGACGAUAAUAAUAAGGCCAAGCCUGAAUUAAAAUCACUUAAAAAAUCUGAAAGUAAUAAACAAAUAAAUGUUUCACCCCAACAACAACAAAAUCAACAGCAACAGUCGAUAGUUAAUCAAAACCAAAAAUCCGAACCAACUAAAUCGAGUUGGAGCAGUAGCUUAACCGGAAGAAAUCUAGACUUUUUAAGGCCUCGACGUGAAAAGACUGAAUCGGUUAUAUUUUUGCAAAACUAUGCGGCCAGACAACAAUUGAUUAUGGCUCAGCAGCAACAACAGCAGCAGAACCGAAGCGGAGAGAGUAGUGGCUUGGGUACUCCUGGAACUCGAACGAGUAGCGUUUUGCCAGACUUACUUAGUCAAGCAUCGCCAGCAACUCCACCACGCCAUGAUAAAUCCUCCAGUGAAGAGUAUCGAGCGGCCGUUAGUUCAUCAGUCCAUUCCACACCUUCCAAGUCGUUUAUCGCGUCGAAUAGUUCGCCACAAUCGACUAUUUCGUCGUCGUCACGACAAAAUAGUCCAAAUCAUUCGAUUACAAAAACUAGAUCGAGUAGUAGUAUUAAUAAUUGUAAUAAAUCUAUAUCACCACCUUCACUUCCGCCCCAUGCCUAUGCUCUCCAACAGAAACAAAGGAGCUUCCUCACUUUCGGAUUUGGUGCCGGCGGUUCGGGUGGAUCCCGUCGGGAGAGUCAUGUGAAUGUCAAUGUGACACCAACGUCGCAUGACGCCUCAAGUGACACUCCUGAAAUUCGAAAAUACAAGAAGCGUUUCAAUUCGGAAAUUUUGUGUGCUGCAUUGUGGGGUGUCAAUUUGCUGAUAGGAACCGAGAAUGGUUUAAUGUUGCUCGAUCGAUCGGGACAAGGAAAGGUCUAUCAAUUGAUCUCUCGUCGCCGAUUCCAACAGAUGGAAGUUCUCGAAGGACAGAAUAUCUUGGUAACAAUAUCUGGAAAAAAGAAUCGUGUUCGUGUGUAUUAUCUUUCAUGGUUAAAGUCAAAAAUCCUUAGAACCGAUGGUCUGUCAGACCAAGUAGAACGACGCAAUGGUUGGAUUAAUGUCGGAGAUCUUCAAGGUGCUGUACAUUUCAAAAUAGUUAAAUACGAAAGGAUUAAGUUCCUAGUGAUUGCAUUAAAAGACUCGAUUGAAAUUUAUGCGUGGGCGCCAAAGCCUUACCAUAAGUUCAUGGCAUUUAAAAAUUUUGGUGAACUUGAACAUCGUCCUCUGUUAGUGGAUCUUACAAUAGAAGAUCAAUCCAGAUUGAAAGUUAUUUACGGCUCAGCCGAAGGUUUCCAUGCUGUCGAUCUGGACUCUGCUGAAGUUUAUGAUAUCUAUCUUCCUAAACAUACUCAGGGUGCAAUCAUACCGCAUUGUAUUGUAGCGCUUCCAAACUCUAAUGGAAUGCAAUUACUUCUUUGCUAUGAUAAUGAAGGAGUUUAUGUGAAUACAGUUGGUCGAGUAUCGAAGAAUAUUGUUUUGCAGUGGGGCGAGAUGCCAACAUCAGUAGCUUACAUCGGUACGGGACAAAUUAUGGGCUGGGGCAAUAAAGCAAUUGAAAUUCGUUCAGUUGAAACCGGUCAUUUAGACGGUGUGUUUAUGCACAAAAAAGCUCAACGUUUGAAAUUCCUUUGCGAAAGGAAUGAUAAGGUGUUCUUCAGCAGUGCCAAAGGUGCUUCAUCGUGUCAAAUAUACUUUAUGACACUCAAUAAGCCUGGUAUGGCUAACUGGUAGAUAAGCUAAGUCUUAAGAAAAUCGAAAAACAAAAAUAAAAAAAACACAACAUAUUCAGAUUUAAAAGAAAGAAAAGAAAAUAAUAAAAAAAACUACAAAUAAAGAGCAAAAGAAAAAUAAUUACAGAAAAAGAAAAAAAAGUAAACACAAAAAGCAACAACAACAAAGUUAUAAAACUAAUUUAUAUUAUUAAACGCAUUUUUUUAUUAAAAAAAAAUAUUCUUAUAAUUAUGAUUACUUAUUAUUAAAAAAAAAUAUAAAACAAAAAAAAUUAUAUAUAUUAUAAAAGUGAGAGUGCAAGAGAAAAAAAAACCACAAAAAGAAAAUAGAAAGAAAAAAAUAAAA